AUGGGCAAUUUGUGCGCAAGUGUGAGAAAUUCAGAGUUAACUGUUGAAGAUGCCAGCGAAAUUCUAUCUAUAAAAAUAGAUGAAAAUGAAGUUAUUAUUCUUUAAGGAGAUAUAAGAGAAACUCAAAAUAAAAGCAUUUUAAAUGCUUGCUUUGAUCCUUAUAACAACCUCAUUUUAAAGCAAUGCCGAGUUAAACCUGAGCAAUUGAAAUUAGGAGUGCCAUCCUUAAUUUAAUUGCCAAGAGGAAUCGUUAAAUCUGAGUUUAUGAUCAACUUGAAGAUCAAUUUUGAUGAAUUCUCUAAAUAAGAUCUAAUUGAUGCUUUUGAGGAAAGCUUCGAACAACUAUAUUUUAAAGAAAUAGAUUCCAUCUCAUAUUACGAUUAAUGUGAAUAGUACAGCAAGGAGAUUUAGAUCAUCAAUUGUGAAUGUUUCAUAGAAGCAUUAAUAAAUGAACUGCACAACAACAGACGCUCGAGAAAAUAUUGUAUAUAUCAUCCAAAUCUAAAUAUUUGUUUGAUGUACAAAAACGAAUUCAAAUCCUAAUACUCCUCUUAUUGUAGAACCAAAUACUCCAUGAUUGAACCACAAAAUUUUAUUUAUGGAGACGUACUCCAAACAAUCCAUGAAGAAUUCACUGAAAAGAAUUCAUAGUUAGCCUUAUCAAUAACUAAAUUAUUUAAAGAAUAUCCAUAAACAUAUGAAAAGAAAGAAAGCCUUGAACAAUUUGUACCUAAGAUGACUGCUUUAUCCUAAAAUUGA
Messenger RNA from Paramecium tetraurelia, 759 nucleotides. RefSeq lists its product as uncharacterized. NCBI's taxonomy places the organism in Eukaryota, Ciliophora, Oligohymenophorea, Peniculida, Parameciidae. The transcript is spliced from 5 exons. The record is from RefSeq and is a predicted model, not a curated record.